UUCCCGCCUCUCAUUGGUCGUAAAAUUCAAAGGUGUCCGUUAACUUCAGUUCCAAUUGUUCCAUACGGGGAUGUGAAGGUCUAAAGGUCGAUAAUAGCCACACACCCACUGUAGUUUACGACCCACAGUCACUCAGGGGAAGACGGCGCCGAAGAGAGCAGCAAGAUGAAGUACCUGCUACUUCUGGGUUUGGCUUUGGCCGCUUUUCACAUCAGUCACGCCAUACCAGACUUUUGCAAACUGCCCAAGGUAGAUGGCACAGGUAUGGAGUUCGAGUUCUCCUUGUACUACGACCCGGCAAUAGAUCGCUGCAAACCUUUCUACUACUACGGAGGGGGAGGAAAUGCCAAUCGUUUUGUGAACGAAAGAGAAUGCAUGAGGAACUGUUCGGACAACGUAGACAAAUACUAUCCCAUGGAAGAAACUGCAGUUUGCCAUCUCCCGAAGGCCGAAGGCGAGUGUCAAAAUAAACUUGUGAGAUUCUACUACGAUUCUGUCUAUAUGAAGUGCAAAAAGUUCCACUGGACUGGAUGCUACGGAAACGGGAACCGUUUUGUCGACUCACUGCUCUGCAACCAGACCUGCGCUGGCAUCCAUGAUGAUGGCGAUCAUCCAGAGGAGGACGAGCCAGACACGCCCAUUUGGACCAUCUGUGCAGUCUUGAUCGCAGUCAUCAUCGUGGCACUCAUCAUAACUGUGACCGUCUUGACCAUUCAGUCAAAGAAAAAAAGCAAAGGAAAGAAGGGGAAACGGAAGGAUCAAAACGUUGAGACGGCGCUACGUGAACCGAGCAUUGAGAUGGCAUAGCCAAGUCCACUGACAUCUAGUGUCCAUACAUUCUGUCAAUGAUAAACAGUGGACUUUUUCUUUUUUUUACAGGCAUGAGUGAAAGAUUUGUACAUUUCAGGAAACAGUUUGAUCACUUUUGAGGGUUGCUAUUGACAAUUGACUUCAGGGUGUUAAAAAAAAAAACAAAACAAAACAAAACGUAUGAGUUGCCAAUUUUUCUUAUUGUUUCAACAAAGAUUUUUGUAAACAAAAGAU
Messenger RNA from Synchiropus splendidus (mandarinfish), 1044 nucleotides. Its product is annotated as BPTI/Kunitz domain-containing protein. Lineage: Eukaryota; Metazoa; Chordata; Actinopteri; Syngnathiformes; Callionymidae. The record is from RefSeq and is a predicted model, not a curated record. The transcript has 6 exons. Gene Ontology annotation, molecular function: serine-type endopeptidase inhibitor activity. Bases 166 to 807 code for a protein of 213 amino acids.